This is a messenger RNA of Perkinsus marinus ATCC 50983, 1095 nucleotides long. RefSeq names its product makorin, putative. The record is from RefSeq and is a predicted model, not a curated record. Bases 491 to 976 code for a protein of 161 amino acids. NCBI's taxonomy places the organism in Eukaryota, Perkinsozoa, Perkinsida, Perkinsidae. Gene Ontology annotation, biological process: protein polyubiquitination. Gene Ontology annotation, molecular function: ubiquitin protein ligase activity; metal ion binding. The transcript is spliced from 3 exons.
GGAAUCUUUACUGCAGUUAGCACUGCGACCCGUCACCAAGAUCUAAUUUCGAGGCGCGUGACGAUGAUAUUGAUGAUGAGUGUUCGCGUGAGGAACGAUACUAUGUUGGAAGGCCAUAUUCAGCGGUCAGGAAAACUGUCUUUACUUUCGAGAGGAUGAUACAUCCAAUUCUGUUGAGACGACGAAUCGAUCAGAAGGGCCCUUUCACAGUAGAGAGCUUUCGCCACCUUUCACACCUUGUGCUGCUGGUGAAUUCUACUGGCAAGAUUCUGAUUUACGCACAGCGAAGAAUUAUUAUGAUGAUGCUCGAGGACUGUAUCUGAGCAUUGACGUAGAUGGUGAUGAUGGUAAUUUCUAUGGGAGCGACUGGGCUCCCACCGCGACGCCAGAAUCAUAUGGGGUCUACCCUUCUAGUGAGGUUGAAGGUUAUUACGAUAAAGGACAUUUUGAAAAUCGAUAUGUUUACGAUUAUUAUAAUUUUUAUCAGUCUAUGGAUAACGGAGAUAAUACGAAUGAGGUUGGGAGAAAUUUGGUAUGCGCCAUCUGCGAUGAAGAUAUCGUUGCCAGGGGCAGGCGAUUCGGACUACUGGAGAAUUGUUCGCAUCCCUUCUGCUUGGAAUGCAUUCGAAGAUGGCGCGAUCAGAAAGGCUCCCAAGAUAGGACUAAUCUGCGGCUGUGUCCACUGUGCAGGGUGGAAAGUUUUCUUAUUACGCCAUCGGAAGUGUACCUGCCGGACGGACCUGACAAGACUGAGGUCAUUCGAGGGUAUAAAGAAGCACUCGCGAGAAUACCCUGCAAGUUUGUAACGGCUGGUGAAGAGUGUCCCUUUGGGAGUUCUUGCUAUUAUAAACAUGAUGAUAAUGAUCAUGAUGAUGAUGAGGAACGCGGGAAGAGAUUCCUAUGUGGCGCAGAUGGUAAAGUCCAGGCCCUAAGGAAGCCGAAAUUGUCGGACUACCUAUUCCCUUGUAAGCAGUAGGUUGUUAUUUGUACAUAGUCUAGGAUGACGACAGUGUUUACCAAUUCUGCUAUGGCUUGCCGCAAUUCUGUACAGGAAGGCGUAUGAGAGUUCACUGUUUUGCUGCUGGUGAGGUACGU